ACUGCGUAGGAUAUCGUGAUAUAAUAUUUUGCUAGAGCAGUAUUCGUUUGUACUAAACUCUAAUGAUGCGUCAAUAAAAUACAAUUUUUGCUGCAGUUUCUGCAGCUUGUAGUAUCUAAAAUCUUUUUACACAGAAAAUGGUUUGCUAUCGCCUGUGGAGAUUUUUAUCCGAUGUACGGGUAUUACAGAUCGUUUUAAUGGUUUUGCUUCUGAUUAUUGCCAGCCUGGUCUAUGUCAUGCUAUUUCGAGAAACGGUUGAACGCAGCACCCCUCAUGACAGCGUUUUCGGUGCAGUACGAUCGCCCAAUGGAACUGCCAGGGAAGCCCAGCAAAGAGCAGCAGACGACGGACAGACGAAUCCUGAACCCGCCCCACCGACCGCUCUCACAUGGAGCAAAUACGAGAUCUCGCGGACCGCCAGAUACUCUAUUCCUUACUUAAAUUACCGGAUCCUGAUCUAUGAGAAAGAACAAACCGCCACAGCCAACAGCACUCCGGAAGCGGGCGUCUAUUACUACGCCCCCUACUUUUGAUUAAUGCCAGCAGCACAAAUCUCUCCUUCAACCAUUUUGAGCAGCGCUUCACUGUGGAGUUCUCCGCGAUCAUGUACAACCAAAAGUUCCUUGAUCACAUUAAGCAGGAAAUGACGAAGCUUACGGAGAACCCUGUGAUGAAACUGCGCAUCAUGCCCAUCGAGAGCAUCCGUUUAUCCAUCGAGAAUCCCGAGUGGGAUGCUGACUAUGAAGUGGAGAACUCAUGGCGUCCGUACUCCAACCAAGCGGAUACCGUGAUUUUUCGUGUGUAUUGCGCGACUGGAUGGAAAUGUCAGCGGCUAAAAGGCGGCCUAGUUAACGGGACAGUGAAUUUAUUAAGCGACGCGGAAGUGUACUACACGUUGGAGUCGCAGCGCUCAUCGGCCCGCCGCAUUACGCUGACCGCGGAGCACGUGCAAACCGGGAAGCUUUUCACAGAACUGCAGCAGAAAUUCCAGGGAACCGAUGUGUAUUUAAGUGGCGAGGACGCCAAGCAGCUGCAGCAGGAGAUCGCCAGUAAUGUGAUGGCUGCGGAAAUUGCCGAUGCGGAGUUCAUCGGCGGCGAUCAGUCGCCGACACUCAUGCACUUUAUCGGCGAAGCGCUCAAACUCCAGGAGACCACGUCGGCGUCGUUCACGCCCAAGAUGUGGGAAUCGGUAUACUGGAAGGAAGAAAAUGCCCGUCCGGAUAAAAUCACUCGCGAAUACCAGGACUCAUUCGACAAGCAGGACCAGGAGACCCAGCACCGCAUCAUGGAUUACUUUAAGAAACAGGAGAGCGAGAAGAAAUGCGGAAACGCCAAUUUUGGUAUCGAGGGGGCCGGUGGCGUGGAAGUGUCGGCCUGCACGAAUAAAGGCAGUUCCAACUCGCAGCGCGAUGAGAUGGAGAAUUAUCUGCGCAACAUCAACGAAGGCAGAAAGGUCACCGAGAUGAAAGGUACCCGGUUUAUCCCGAAGGAGUUGGCGCUCAAGCGGACCAACUUGGCAGCGUUGAAGCAGACGACGAAUUUUGGAUCUUUAUCGAUCAGGAUCUCCAAGAUCAUCGGCGUUAUGAAGACACGAUUCAAUUACGCAGGCAGUUUAACGGAAACCGCUGACGCAAAUAACCCAUCAGACGGGAGCUUAACCAUUCACAAGAAACAGCCAUCGGAUAUCCGGGAAGCCUUUCAUGUGCGGGCAACGCACACUGUGGUGACCUUUACCAAACCCCAAGCCAGUGGCAUCUGCCGAGACGUCUUCAGAUGUGAACUGGCGACACUGGCCCACAUGCGCGACGCUUGGUCGCACGGAGCCGACUGGUGUGUGGUUGGCCAUGUCGCAGAGGAGCAGACUCUAGCGUACCCCGCGAAUACCUGUAUGGGCGGCCGCGCCGAUGCUACGUACAGAGCGGAUGUGUGCUAUAAGGAUACCGCUGAAAUUCUUUCGUACGUCGGUGUUGAAACUGGGCAGUGGUAUAAUGAAGCCCAAUCGGGCUUAAACUGUUACGGAAUAAGGCCGUUGGGCCGCGAGAUAAAGUAUUACGAUGGGCAUGAACUGCUGGUGUUGCCGUUUAACAAAACUAGUUUCGGGCAAUAUCAGGAUACAAUAAAGUAGGCCAAAACA
Messenger RNA from Paramacrobiotus metropolitanus, 2134 nucleotides. RefSeq lists its product as uncharacterized. The transcript is spliced from 4 exons. NCBI's taxonomy places the organism in Eukaryota, Metazoa, Tardigrada, Eutardigrada, Parachela, Macrobiotidae. The coding region runs from base 605 to 2125 and encodes 506 amino acids. The record is from RefSeq and is a predicted model, not a curated record.